This is a messenger RNA of Mytilinidion resinicola, 1548 nucleotides long. RefSeq lists its product as uncharacterized. The transcript is spliced from 4 exons. NCBI's taxonomy places the organism in Eukaryota, Fungi, Ascomycota, Dothideomycetes, Mytilinidiales, Mytilinidiaceae. Bases 1 to 1548 code for a protein of 515 amino acids. The record is from RefSeq and is a predicted model, not a curated record.
AUGGCGCAACUACCUAGUAAUGGUGCCCCAACGUCCGCACCCAAACCUCCUGAUUUGCGAACUCGACCGUUUCGCACCAUACCGCCCCAUCCGCCUCGUCGUUCCAACUCGCCGCCUAGGAAUACCUCCAACAACAACGAUCGGAUAUUUGUUGUGAACAUGUUGGAAAAAUCUACUACCGUCGUGUUCAACGAGCGUAUCCCGCGACCUGCAGCACGAGGGUACCGUUCAAGGCCUCCGGGCCCUUUCAUGAACGCUGUUCAACAGCAGGCGCCGACAGCUCAUACGUAUAGUCAGAUGAUUCACCUUAGGACCCAUUUGAUGGCAAUCCAUACCUAUGUUCGACGGCCAUGGCUUCUGAACUGCCCAGCGGAGUUGAUAGAUCUUGUCGCCAAGUUCCUUUCCCGGAAUGACUUCUUGUCGUUCAGGACUGCCUGCAAAGAUGUUCAUCAGAAGACCCUUUACCAUCUCAACAACAGUCACCUGCUAGAAAAGAAGGUAGCCAUGACGACCAAUUCUCGAGCAGGGCUAGCAUCCCUAAUCGAACUGGCCCAUUAUCCGGAUUUUGCCUCUCGAAUUCGUAAAGUAACCAUCCAUAUAGAAACUUCGACGUUCGUCUGGGGUACCGCACUUGCGCCCCUUUGCGACCUCUAUGGUGACCGGAAACAUGGAUACUGGACGCAGCAUUUCAACCACCCACGCCUGGAACUGGAACAACGAUCUGUCGACCUGACUUUGCUUCUCAUCUGCCUUCGUCUUCUACCUGCCCUGGAUACUUUUGAGAUUACUGAUCUCCCUUAUGACUGGACCCUGAAGGCCUCCUCAAAAGACGAUUCUUCAGCACCGAAGGAGAGUAGAUCAAUUACGGCCCCCCAUUUCGGAAGAGUUGUUCCCGUCCUAACGGCGAACUUUUGCACUAUGUGCAGCCGCGCUAUACCGGAUCCCGCUGGCGAGCAGUGCCACCAUUUCACUAUGAUGCUCGGUGCACUGGCAUCGCUUGCAUGUAGCCAGGCUGAAUUCUACUGGACCACGGGUCACUAUGGCCUGCCCUUGUCGUCUGCCGAGUCUCUCAUUCGAGGUCUUCAGGGCCAAACCUUCCCUUUUCCUGUCCGCGCCCACAUCUCUGGACUCCGAGUGACGCCGUUUGUAAACACCUUCUGCUCGUAUAGGCUUAACUCCCUAACUCUCCAAACUCUCGCUAUGACGGGAACGGACCUGGAGAACUUGCUAGACCGUUAUACUCCUUCACUGCAACGCCAUCGAUUGAAGGAUUGCAAGGUGCUCGCGGACGUGUGCAUUCACGCACCGACAACAACGGUCGGCGUCGAAACCUUGGCCGCGGUCGUAUUUGGUGACGAAAUCUCUGAAUCUGAGCUGAAGGCUUAUCAUGAUAGGGAUAUUCAUGGUUUCAAACGUUGGGUAGAAGAUGGACGAGCGUCACCAGAGCAGGAGAGGAGUAGGGAUUUGGUGGGGUGGAGGCUUGAAGGUGAGAAUGUCGAGGCGGGGCUGAGGUCCAUGAUGCAGAAUGUGCGGUUGCUCCUUACAUAG